AUGUGCGUUCUGAACGUCAACGUUGGCGUCUUGGGCCAUGUUGAUUCGGGGAAAACUAGCCUAGCAAAAGCACUUAGCACGAUCGCAAGCACCGGCGCGUUCGACAAAAAUCCGCAAAGCAGAAAACGCGGAAUCACUCUCGAUUUGGGGUUCUCUUCAUUCACAGUGGAUUUGACUGGGACGUCUCUUAGGUCUUCAUUCGAGCAGGGCUACAAACAAGUUCAGUUCACUUUGGUUGACUGUCCUGGACAUGGUUCUUUGAUACGAACAGUCCUCUGUGGAUCCCAAAUAAUUGAUAUCAUGCUUUUGGUUGUCGAUAUUUCCAAAGGUUUCCAAACACAGACUGCAGAGUGUCUCAUAAUCGGCGAAAUUACAUGCGACCAGAUGAUCGUGGUUUUGAACAAAAGUGAUUUGCUGAAGGAAGAUGUCCGUGCUUCUCAAAUAGACAAGGUGGAUUUUGUAAACCAACGUCUCACCCCUAUGAAGAAACGGAUUUCGAAAACACUGGAGCAAACCAAGUUCCGGGGAGCCCCGAUAGCAGUGGUUUCGGCGGCGCCUGGAGGCAAUCAGGUUGAUUUCAAACCGGAUGCCCAUCAUCCACCGAAUGAAGAUCUGCAAAAUUUGAUUACCAUACUAAUUCAGACAGUCACCGAUCCGACGGAAAGGCGUGAACGUGUUCGGCAACGCGGAUUCCUCUUUGCCGCUGAUCACUGCUUUACUGUGACUGGACAGGGUACGGUAAUGACGGGCACUGUACUAGCCGGAUCAAUACGUGUUGGAGAGACGAUUGAGUUACCUCGCCAGCGACUCCAGCGAAAAAUCAAAUCCAUUCAAAUGUUCCGCCAGCCUGUCAACUCGAUUGGACCGGGUGACCGAGCUGGAAUAUGUGUACCACAAUUGGAUCCCAGUCUUCUGGAGCGUGGUCUGGUUGGCACACCGGGUGGUAGUCUCCAAACGUGUCAUGCUUGCGUCCUAGGCGCAGUCCGAAAGAUUUCCUACUUCAAGAAUCCCGUGUUAAGCAAAUCCCGCUUUCACAUAUUCAUCGGUCAAGAAACGGUUCUGGCUCAGCUCACCUUCUUCGGCCUACCGAAAGCCAGUGAAGUGGCUUUGGACUUGCAGCAGAACUACGUGUAUUUAUCGGAGUUACCCACUGAAGCUCAAGACCAGGUCUGGGUUCUUGUCGAAUUUGAACGCCCCGUCGUGUGUUACACCGGUGCUGUGGUAAUUGGUGCCAGGCUUGACAGCACUUCGGCCACCGCGUGCCGCCUGGCAUUCCAUGGCAAAGUCCAAAUGCAAAUUUCUGAGCCCAACUACAAACAGACAGUACUUCCACAGCUUUGUGUUUACAGGUGCAAAACCAGACGUGGACAGAUUGAUCGAGUCAUGGAUUCGCGCACUUGUGUGGUUCGUGGGCUGUUCAAACGCGAGACAAACUGGGAUGUCUUUGUCGGUCUACGUGCGCAUGUCGAACAAGAUGCACCUGGUGAUGGGGAUUCAGGGGAACCACGUCGGUUGUGCACUGGACGCAUCGAAUCGAGCUUUGGGCAAAGUGGGAAAUGUCGGCUGGUACUGGACGAUGACCUGCCUGAAGCGGUGGUGCGAUGUUUUGCGCGUAAAUCUGGGAAGAAAGCGGAAAUACCGUCAGAUACUUCUCGGUGUAACUUUUGUGUAGUGUUGGAAUUCAAGCGCUUUCUCUUUGACCCGAAACGACGCCUUGUUCAAUGAUGUACCCUUUUUGCUUUGCUGUGUCAUGUCAAGUAACUACCCUUUAUUCAAACUGAGAAUUAUGCACAAUGUUCUCAUCAGGAACGAUUUUUACUUUUAGUUUUGUACAUAAUCCGUUUUUGUGAUGUCGGUAUUUGCUGAAUUUCUGCAAUAUUCGUGCUUAGUUCACAGUCAU
Messenger RNA from Opisthorchis viverrini, 1900 nucleotides. RefSeq lists its product as hypothetical. The record is from RefSeq and is a predicted model, not a curated record. Gene Ontology annotation, biological process: selenocysteine incorporation. Gene Ontology annotation, molecular function: translation elongation factor activity; GTPase activity; GTP binding. Lineage: Eukaryota; Metazoa; Platyhelminthes; Trematoda; Opisthorchiida; Opisthorchiidae. The coding region runs from base 1 to 1725 and encodes 574 amino acids. The transcript has 10 exons.